UCCACGCCCCCCUCCUCUCAUCCUCACAUCUCGAGACCUCUCCGUGCAUUCAUUGAUUCACAAGCGCUUACAUUAAAACGAACCCGGAGCCUCGUCGCCUGUCCGAGCCGCGGGCUGCUCGCACCCCUGCACCCAGAACGUCGUGUUCCCUCGGGUCCAACAUGACCGCCAAGCACCGGAAAGGAAAAGGGAGCCCGAAGAAUGAGGACAACUUUCUCAAGCCUGAAGUUGUGGAGUCGGACGCUCGUCCCGGCGGCAGCACACACGGUCACACGGUUUCUCUCGGUUUGAUCCUGGUGGUGGCGAUCGGCGGUUUGGUGGGACUUUGGAUUUGUUUCCAGCAGCACCAAACUUUAACAGAACUGACGGACAGCCUGGAGGCCCUGCAGCUCAAGGUGGUCCAGCUCCAGUCCUCACACGCAGAGCUGAGACAGUCCAGUGACAAGCUCCACGCCUCCCAGAGCCUUGAGACCCGUCUGACUGCUCUGGAAGACUCUUGUGCACUGGCCCAGAAGCAAGUCAACAUGGCACUGGCGACAUCAGAGCCAUCCAAAGUGUCUGAUCUUUCCACCCAGGUGCUUUCGCUGCACACUGAGAUGACGGCUCGGCUGGCAGAGCUAGAGAAAACCGCGCUGACUCCAGAUGAGCUGAAGGAGAAGAGUGAGGAGAUGGAGCAGGUUCGGGCCCAGGUGGAGGGUCUGACGGCUCUCAGCACGGAGCUGUCUCAGCAUGUGGAAGCCCUCAGGGUUAGCCAGGCGGAGGCAGAGGCGAAGCUGGAAGGAGGCGUCGGUCAGGUCGCUGUGCUGAGCGCCACAGUGGAGGGACAGACUGCUGAGGCGCUCAGAGUCAAGGAGCAGCUGGACUCUUUUCAGGCUCAGUUGGAGGCCAACGCUCUGGAAGUGGCUGGUGUCAGAGCCGCACUGGAGGAAGAUCAUUCCCAGCAGCGCCGGCAGGCAGACUCAGAGGAACAGAUUGUGGCAGUUCGUGAGAAUCUGCUGCAGCAGAAGUCUGAAGUUCAAAAGUUCCACGUGGAAGUCUGGGCAGAGCUGGAGCACAUCCAGAGGCAGAUUCUGCAGCUGCUGGCUAAACCUCGAGCUGUGCCUGAAGCUGUGAAGGAACCUGAGGAGGCUGAAGAGGAGGCGGUGGAAACGGUGACAGAAGAAGCUGAAGUUUCAGCAGCUGCAGGAAAUGACAAGGAGGAAGAUGCUCUGGUCGAAGCCGAGGAGGAGGAAGCUGAGGGGGAGAUGGAAGAGGAAUCGGAAGUCGAACCUGAGAAAGAGGAAGUGCCGCAGGAGGAGGUGGAGGAGGUGGAAGUAGGAAGAGCAGAAGAGCAGGAAACAGGAGGAGCAGACUCUGAAGAGGAGCGGGCAGAUAAUGGAAGAGAGGAUGAGGAAGAAACACUGGAGGUGUCAGUACCUGAAGAAGAGAAUGUCACGGUCCAGGAUGCAGCAGCUCGAGAGGAGAGUCAGGGUGAUGAGGACUCUGAGCCACUGGAAUGGAAUGAUGAUGAUGAUGAUGAUGAGGAGGAGCAUUGACAGCAGGGGAAAUGGAAACACAAAAGGUUCGUCUUCACCCAGAAGAGAAGAGGAUCUUCAGGAGACUAAGUCAUGCAAUACCACACACGGAGCUGUUGACAAUCUGUGAAUGUUUUGUACAGAAUAAACGGCGACUCACAAGUCAGGGAUUUAAUGAUACGCAGGGUUUACGUGCCAACCCGAGCAGCCUUAAUGACUUCAAGUCUUUUUAAGAAAUCUUUCCUGCUGUUUAUUACUGCUAGUGUUUGUUUUGGGUUUAUUUUUGUUUGUUUUUUUCUAUAGGAAAAUAUGUGCAAGAGCCUCAGCACAAUCUUCAAUAAAGAACUGAA
Molecule: messenger RNA, 1864 nt
Organism: Synchiropus splendidus (mandarinfish)
Lineage: Eukaryota; Metazoa; Chordata; Actinopteri; Syngnathiformes; Callionymidae
Exons: 5
Coding region: 162-1535 (457 amino acids)
Source: RefSeq, a predicted model, not a curated record